Chironomus riparius is the source of this 902-nucleotide messenger RNA. Lineage: Eukaryota; Metazoa; Arthropoda; Insecta; Diptera; Chironomidae. The record is from the annotation of a GenBank genome assembly.
GAAUUCAGUCAAUGUGAAAAAAUAAAAACAGAAAAAAAUAUUGAAAAUUCGUGUUUUUGAUAAAUUCUGCUAGUUUUUAAGUAAACUUUAAUCCAAAGAUGUAUUGGAUAUCAACCACAGAACGUGUUAAACUUAAUUAUGCUAUGACAACAGUAGCAGCAAUCGUAGUUUAUACAUUUUUCGUUCAAUUUGUGCCGCAAAAGUUAUGGCUUUCUGUACUUUUCUUCAUUGUUGGAGAAUGCUUAAAAGUUUUCAUUGUCCAGAAACUUUAUAAGCUUGACACAACUAAUAACAUGGAAGGGGUACUAAAGCGAAGGCGAAAUAACAAAGUCAUGGAGAGUCUGAAGUUUGGAUUUGUUAUGAGUCUUACAGUCUUUUUCUUUGCGUUUAUUUGCAUAAUCUUGGGAGCACCGGCACUUGAGAAAUACCUUGAAACCUUCACAUUGUCAGCAUUACUCACAGGAAUCACAUUAUUUCCAAUAUCCUUGUUCAUCGGCGUCAGUGGAACUAUCUCAAUUCUAAUGACCGAGUCAUUUGAUCUCAGCAAUGUUACCGCACAAGCCUUCUUGAAGCUAUUGAAACGCAAUGCAUAUCUAGUCAUUUUUGGAGCAUUCAUUGGCAGUGUUGUAUUCCCAUUAGAUUGGGACCGUCCAUGGCAAAUAUAUCCAAUUCCUAAUAUUGUUGGUGCCGUCACUGGACAAAUGCUUGGAUCAUUCUAUUGUCUUGUUGAAACUAUGGUUAAGCAUAAGCUUGGCAAGAAGCAGCAUUAAACUUACAAUUAGCUUAAUUAUCAUUCAAGUCACUAGCCGCUUUAGAAAUUUAAGGUAGAAUUUACUUACAUUUUGUGUCCUUAAGCAUUUUUGUGUGGCGUUUAUUAAAUUUUGACUCUAAGGCUUAACCAA